Leptonychotes weddellii (Weddell seal) is the source of this 1765-nucleotide messenger RNA. It is a transcript of the gene DPT, whose product is annotated as dermatopontin. Gene Ontology annotation, biological process: collagen fibril organization. Gene Ontology annotation, cellular component: extracellular matrix. Lineage: Eukaryota; Metazoa; Chordata; Mammalia; Carnivora; Phocidae. The record is from RefSeq and is a predicted model, not a curated record.
AGCCACAUGUCAGCGGCAGCUGUACAAAACGGUCAGCCCAGCGGCCCUAGGGUGACAGUGUUUGCCAGAAGCCCAGCAGCAUGGACCGCGCUCUGCUCUGGGUGCUUCUGCCGCUGGUCACCGUGGCCUGGGGCCAGUACGGAGACUACGGGUAUCCUUACCAGCAGUACCACGACUACAGUGAUGACGGGUGGGUGAAUCUGAACCGGCAGGGCUUCAGCUACCAGUGUCCCCAUGGGCAGGUGGUGGUGGCCGUGAGGAGCAUCUUCAACAAGAAUGAAGGCUCGGACAGACAGUGGAAUUACGCUUGCAUGCCCACGCCACAGAACCUCGGGGAGCCCACGGAGUGCUGGUGGGAGGAAAUCAACAGAGCUGGAAUGGAGUGGUACCAGACGUGCUCCAACAACGGGCUGGUGGCAGGGUUCCAGAGCCGCUACUUUGAGUCCGUGCUGGAUCGGGAAUGGCAGUUUUACUGCUGCCGGUACGGCAAGAGAUGUCCGUAUUCCUGCUGGCUGACCACAGAAUAUCCAGGCCACUAUGGGGAAGAAAUGGACAUGAUUUCCUACAAUUACGACUACUAUAUGCGAGGAGCAACCACCACUUUCUCUGCAGUGGAAAGGGAUCGCCAGUGGAAGUUCAUAAUGUGCCAGAUGACUGACUAUGACUGUGAAUUUGCAAAUGUUUAGAUCUGCCACUCACCAAAUCUAGGUGAGGGGAAGGGGGCCAGGAGACCUGAGGAUGUCCACAGAGGUCAACAUCAGCUGGAGCUCCGAUGUGGUUUCUGCUGCUCUUUUCUUCUCCCUGAGGGGGUUAGUGGCUGCAGCACCAGCUUUCUGGGCCUUUCUGACUAGUAUCACACUUAUAAUAAAAUCCACAAUGAAAUCGUGUUCUCACUUUCAACAUGUUCCAUAGCAACCGUUUUAUAUGACUGACGAUGGCUUUCUUGCACCCUGCAUAGACAGUGUGCAUGCUCACAGCCAGAAAAAAAGCCUGGUUCCCAGAGCACCUGUCACAGCUUUUGCUACCAAGUGAGCUACAGGCAAGGCUGGGGCUGAGCAGUAUCUGUGAAGAGGUUCAGUGUAGUGGAGUGAACGGCAGAAAUUGAAGAAAGUGGCAAUCAAUGAAGGUUCUUUGCAGGUCCUCAAGGAGGACCAAGGGUCCUCACCAAGCCUUGAAGGGACAUGUGCCCACUCUCCCCCACCACAUCAGCCAUGCUUGUCUGGAAGUCCAAAGUGCAGAGUUCUGUGCUCCAGGAGGGAGGGGACAGGGAGGUAAAAUGGAGGGAUAAAAGGGUCUGGGCAGAGCUGAAAGCCUUAGCACUGGAAGAAUUUCCUGAGUUGAAGGAAGAUUGUGGGCAUACCCAGUAAUGACAAUAAUGCAGAACUCAGAGAAACCUAUGCAAAUCUGGCUCAAGUCAGACAGGAACAAGGAGGAAGACAGAGAGCAUGGGACUUGUGUUAGGAACUUAGAGGGAAAGAAAGAGUGGCCAGAUUGCUUUGGGAAUAGAAAGGGCGGUUUGAGUCACUGGCACCUGGAGAUGUGUCCAGGACUCCCAGGAAGGCUAGCAUAUGCCUGCAGCCAUGGGACUUACUGGCAAACUCACCUGAGAAAAGCUGCCCUGAGACUCCACUUCCCUUCUAUGCAUAGUUUAGGGGUGUUUUUUGCAGAGGUAACACUAUCUUUCCUCCUCCUGUGAUGUCUCUGUCCCCAGCCCUUUGUACUCUCUUCAUCAUAAAAGGAAUAAAAAUGUUAACAUUCACUAUGC